Molecule: messenger RNA, 1524 nt
Organism: Capronia epimyces CBS 606.96
Lineage: Eukaryota; Fungi; Ascomycota; Eurotiomycetes; Chaetothyriales; Herpotrichiellaceae
Exons: 3
Coding region: 1-1524 (507 amino acids)
Source: RefSeq, a predicted model, not a curated record
AUGGCUCGUUACGACCCCUUUUCCCCAACCUUUGAUCACCCGCUUCUUAAUUCGAGCCCGGACUACGGCUCGCGAAAUGGCUCAUUCAGAAAUCGUCCUGUUGGCGACAUUGGCGUCGUCCCCUCCCAGAUGUCUUUUCGAGAGCGUACGAAACGUCUCAGAAGCCUUGAAGAUGACAAAAACCAGUUGAUUGAGGAUCUCUUGUUUCAACUCGAAGCCACCCAGAAUCAACUUGACCGACUACAAAUUGACCACAGCAGUCAGGCUCAAUAUAACAGAGAAGGCCAAAUACGUGAGUCUGCUCUACGCGAGCAAUUGGUUCAGGUCAAGACAAUAAUGGAUCGAAGCCCCUAUAUCAUGGUUCUCCUUGACGGAGAAGGUUUGGUAUUCACCAAAGACCUGUUGUCAAAAGGUGAAAACGGAGGCAAAGAGGCUGCGAUCAGUAUUUCUGCUGCAGUCAGAGACUUUGUUGCCCAACAUCUGCAUCACCUGGACUCUCCUAGGAUUGUCACCCGAAUAUACGCCAAUAGCAAGUCACUAUCUGAGACUCUGGCCAAAUUGAAAAUUAUCGAGCGCCCUACAUCGUUUGACGACUUUGUCCGCGGAUUGAAUAGUAGUGAGCUCUCAUGUGAUUUUGUGGAUGCCGGGAGUCGGACGAAAGAAAAAGUCAGUGAACAAUUCAACACACAUCUUUACAAUUGUCACUGUCAUCAGAUUAUACUCGGAUGCUCCAACGACAAUCAGUAUGCGACACUGCUCGAGCAAACGGCAAGGGAUGCUACGGUCUUGAACCACAUAACGCUCGUGGAGAGUGUACCAUUUGAGAAGGAUAUUCUUGCAGUAAAGGACCACUUUAAGAUCACGAAGCUGGAAAAUGUGUUCCGGACCACAAAGUUAAGCCCUUCAUCAGCGCCAAAAGGCCCAUUACACGCGGUCACUGCGACUCUACCCGCACUUUCUCGAGUUGAAUCCAAUGGGACCACAGGGACGACUUCAAGUUCGAGUACUCCAGCUAUCACCUGGGCGACGAUGACGGCCCAGCCGUUUGUCCCUUCAGCUCCGGCGUCAAAAGCAAGCACGACACGGACUUCGACUCCAACGUCGAUGAAGAGCCCUGAGGCCGUAGUCUCCAAACCGGUGGCCAAGAAUCUCGACCGGAAUCGUCUAGGCCAGCGGGUUGAUAAAGUCGACUCGUCCAUCCCCAACCAUGAGAUCCAACGGAUCAAGAAACUCAAGUUGUGCAAUAUCUACUACCUCCAGGGUCCCUCCUAUUGCACGUCAAGCAACUGCUCCCAUUCACACACCUAUCCAUUAUCCAAAGGCGAGCGUAACGUCUUGCGCGAAGUCGCCCGCAUGACUCCAUGCUAUUACAAACUGGAUUGUUCCGAUCCCGAAUGUAUCUAUGGACAUCGGUGUCCGCAGAACAAGCCUGACGAUGCGGGUUGCUGGUAUGGUGAAGACUGCCGUUUUUAUGGCUGGGGUCAUGGAAUCGAUACCCGGGUGGUCAAGACGACAAAGGUGUGA